GACACUCGUCUUUCGCGGGGGCUGCUGGGUCUGGGUGUCGGAGACGCGCCGGGGUGCGCGCAAUCAUCAGGCCGCGCUUCGUUGGGCGCGCGCGCCGGAACCCAGACCCUGAGUAGAAACCGAAGACGCACGAGGGAGGGACGCGUCGAGCAUGAAGAGGCAGGGGACCUCCUCGGAGCGGAAACGGGCGCGCAUACCGUCCGGGAAGUCCGGAGCAGCAAAUGGAUUUCUCAUGGAAGUGUGUGUUGAUUCAGUAGAGUCAGCUGUAAAUGCAGAAAGAGGAGGUGCUGGUCGGAUUGAAUUAUGUUCUGGCUUACUGGAAGGAGGAACCACACCCAGCAUGGGUGUCCUUCAAGUAGUGAAGCAGUGUGUCCAGAUUCCAGUUUUUGUGAUGAUUCGGCCGCGUGGAGGUGACUUUUUAUAUUCAGAUCGUGAAGUUGAGGUGAUGAAGGCUGACAUUCGUCUUGCCAAGCUUUAUGGUGCUGAUGGUUUGGUAUUUGGAGCAUUGACUGAAGAUGGACACAUUGACAAAGAGUUGUGCAUGUCCCUUGUGGCUAUAUGCCGUCCUCUGCCAGUCACUUUCCACCGAGCCUUUGACAUGGUUCAUGAUCCAGUGGCAGCUCUAGAGACCCUCUUAACCCUGGGAUUUGAACGAGUAUUGACCAGUGGAUGUGACAGUUCGGCACUAGAAGGGCUACCCCUAAUAAAGCGACUCAUAGAUCAGGCAAAAGGCAGGAUUGUGGUAAUGCCAGGGGGUGGCAUAACAGACAGAAAUCUACAAAGGAUCCUUGAGGGUUCGGGUGCUACAGAAUUUCACUGUUCUGCUCGGUCUGCUAGAGAUUCAGGAAUGAAGUUUCGAAAUUCCUCUGUUGCCAUGGGAGCCUCUCUUUCUAGCUCAGAAUAUUCUCUAAAGGUAACAGAUGUGGCACAAGUAAGGACUUUGAAUGCUAUUGCAAAGAAUAUUCUGGUUUAGCCAGACCUCUCUGAGAGACAUGGAUAUCACAAGAUAAAGGUAGAAGAGUAGUUUUUAAUUCUCUGACACAGCUUUGACCUUCUUCUCUGGCCAGGACAGUCACAGUCUUUAAAUCUCACAUGGCUAUAGAGACUGUUUCCAAGAAGACAAAGAAUUCAAACAGAGCUACAAUCAAUUCCUUUGCUUAAUCUUGCCAGCCAUCUCCAUUAUCAUGGUUAAAUGUGGUCUAUGCUUCUUCCACAGACAAAGGUUUAAUUAGUCUAUUUUGUGGAAUUAAUUGAUGAACUGGGAAAAUUGAACUGUAAGAUAGGAAUUCAGAGUGUGACUUCAGGGUCAAUUUAAUGCAGUAUUUUGCUUUUUCGUUUGUAAAAUAAAAAUUUCCAUUCUGUAA
Lynx canadensis (Canada lynx) is the source of this 1364-nucleotide messenger RNA. It is a transcript of the gene CUTC, whose product is annotated as cutC copper transporter. The transcript is spliced from 9 exons. Bases 152 to 973 code for a protein of 273 amino acids. Lineage: Eukaryota; Metazoa; Chordata; Mammalia; Carnivora; Felidae. Gene Ontology annotation, molecular function: copper ion binding. The record is from RefSeq and is a predicted model, not a curated record.